AUGGUUCAAAGAAAGGUCCCAAACAAUCUUAGUAUCCAAACACAACAUGUUAAAUUUGACAAAUUUCCCACAAACAUGAAACUAUCUUCUUCAUCUUCUCAUCAACAAAACCAAGAUGAUAAAAGUAAACUUUCUAAGAAAAUGAAGAUAUCAAACUCAAUCAAACUCUCUCAUCUUGAGACUCUUCAACUUCAAUCAACACCAAUUUCAACAAAAACAACAACAACAAAAGAUGGUUCACCAAAUUACAUGAAGCACACAAGUAGUUCACAAUCAAAAAAGGAACUUUUUCAUGUAAGUCUUAGAAAAACUCAAUCUUGCUCUGUUUCUAAGAAUCUUGAUACAAAAUUUUCUAGUGAUUAUUCAUGUAAAAAACCUAGUUUGAGUUUGGUUAGAACAUUAACAAAAACUACUAGUUUUAAGGGUUCUAGAAAUUCUCCUAGAAAAUCAACAAGGGCUACUUGUUCUUCCACUCUGAAAGACUCAAACUUUCCAUCAUAUCUUGAGCUUAAUCAUGGUGGAACUGAGUUAGAGGGAAGUUAG
Molecule: messenger RNA, 543 nt
Organism: Vicia faba (fava bean)
Lineage: Eukaryota; Viridiplantae; Streptophyta; Magnoliopsida; Fabales; Fabaceae
Source: the annotation of a GenBank genome assembly